AUGGGGGUAAAGGAUCCCUUCUUCCUCCUCUUCAAAAAACGUGAUGGGCUCCCAUCCUACCUUUGGAACUUUGCGGUGUCGGUCGACGUCUAUGCCGAAGACUUGAGGGUAGUGCACAUCCCGUACAUAUUGCUUUACCGAUCAGUUAGAUGGUCCGGCCAGAGUGGGGCUUCUGCUGAUGGUGCUGAUCAUGUUUAUCUGCCAAUUCGCAUUCGGGACCGGCGCAUGCAGUGGUUUGGCGAUGUACUGAUACAAUUUCCCCUCCCGAAUCAGUCGUUUGACGAUCUUCCUCAGACUUAUGCAGUCUUCGGUGUUAUGGCUGUUAUACUGGUGGUAUCGGUAGAAUUUGCUGGUAUCCCAAUUAUCCUGCCGAUUGGGCUUUCGGUGAGUCGGCUUCGGUAUGAUUUCUUGCUCGUUCAUCAAUACGGCUUCGAUGGUGGUAUUCAGCAAGGUGAAUACUUCCUGAGCACGGUCUUGAUUCUGCAGUGGCGCACGGUGGUUGUUGCGACCGUAUUUUCCUCGUUCUUUCUUAGAGCCACCCUGCCGAUUAUCACAGUCGUCCUUCCGUUUGUGUCCUGCCGAUGGUUCGUCAGUUCUCCUAGGGGUGUACGCCUUGGCGUGAAUUGCCACUUGCUUCAUCAGUUCGUCAUAGGUGCGUCAGUUGCUACUGUGCACGUGGUACCGAAAGAGUCCACCGUUUAUGGUUCCAAUCGGAAGAACCAAUUCAAUGCCGCCCCUGUAAGUGCCGAUGGAAAUAGCAAGCAUUACCCUUCAACACUGAGCCCCUUGCAUCCUAUUGCCGAUUGGAAGGAGUGA
Molecule: messenger RNA, 816 nt
Organism: Prunus armeniaca (apricot)
Lineage: Eukaryota; Viridiplantae; Streptophyta; Magnoliopsida; Rosales; Rosaceae
Source: the annotation of a GenBank genome assembly